Molecule: messenger RNA, 6287 nt
Organism: Peromyscus maniculatus bairdii (prairie deer mouse)
Lineage: Eukaryota; Metazoa; Chordata; Mammalia; Rodentia; Cricetidae
Gene: Cfap92
Product: cilia and flagella associated protein 92 (putative)
Source: RefSeq, a predicted model, not a curated record
CUAGUUGUUGCUGCCUGCCCUUUGGGGCUGUGCACCCAAAGCCACCCUGCUGUCCAUCAGUUUCUGUGAACUUGCCACGAGCCUUCACCCGGCUAGGCCCUGUAUACGCCGUUUCUUCUGCACCGGCUCUCUUGCUUUCACCAAUCCGCCUGGCUUUGGCUACCUCUUGGAGUCCAUCCCUGUUCGAUCCAGCCAGUCCACUGUGGGUUGUUCCUCUCUGGCUCAGGCCGCUUGGUGUAUUGUGGUCUUCCGGGUCAGGGCCAGCAGUUGAGGGGGUGCUUACCCAGGGUGCUUCAGUGUGGGUGGGUUUUGUCAGAGGAGUGUGGGCAUUGGUGGCCAGGAGUCUACAGAUCUCAGGCCAGUGCUGUAACGUACUUGCAGUGGGUAGAAUACUUCACCCUUCCAAGACUGUACCCUUAUCUCGGGGGUGGGGGUGGGGAACACGGCAGAAUUUUCACGAUAUUUUCAGGACAUCAGCCCCAGAAGCAGAAAAUCUAACGACGGAGUUUUGGGGUCUGAGUAUGUAGAGACAGACCAUCACUUUAGCUUUAUUUAAGCGUGGGAGGCGAGAGUGGGUGGAGCUGUAGAAAGGAUCCAGCAGGGUCAGGCGGUCAGGCGCAUAAUAGGAAUGGAGCUCCCGGUGAGAGUUUUUUAAAUAUUGGGUCAAUGAAGGAAUGGGUGAAGGCAAUCGCUUUCUGAAUCGGCCUUUCACCUUUUGGACUGGUCUGGUGCACCCAGGCUGCGCAGAGGCUGUGUCGCGAGAAAUCUCUCUUUAUAUGUCUGCCGGCUUGCAUAGUGAGCUCCUUGAAAAGCUCUGACUCCCUCAGAAGACCUCGAAGAAGGUUCCCAGAGCCUGCAGGCUGGAGCCGAACUCAGCUGGGGGAAGGAAGCCCCGCCCCCCAGCCGUGGGCUGAGGUCUCCUGGCAACCGCCUAACAAAGUCCCUUUGGGAUCAGCUACCUUUAGCGCCUGCGCCCAGCUUCCCUGAUCAGAGUGGCUGCAACUGUGCAGCAGGUGCAGGAGCCCACAGGUGUGCCUACUCACAGGGCCGUUCUGGUGUUGUACAAGAUGUCCCUGCGGGCCUGGGAAUGGGAGGAAGAGGGGAGAGCAAGCAUGGAUCCUGCCUCCUCCAUGGCUAGUGCUUACCAGUCAGCAAGCGAGUUUGAGGAGACGGAGGAGUACCUGAAAUCCAGGACCCCAGCUCAGGAGUGGGACUCUGAGGACCAGUUCAGCAGCCUGCAUUCCUCAGAAGGGCCUGUCUGCACCUAUAACUCUGAUGUGCCCCAGGUUGUCCCCUGCAGAUUCAUUAUCUCUCUGGCCUUCCCCGCAAUAACGGUUCAAAAGGGAAAAGUCACAAAUUUUAGUGAUAAAAAGAAAACCCCUAAACCAGACAACCGGUCUGCAAAAGCUCGUCGAUUCUACCACAUUGAGUACUUUUUCCUGCCUGAUGACGUAGAACCCAAAAAAGUUGAUAUCGUGGUGUUUCCUGGAGUGGCCAAAGUGUUUCUGGACUCAGGAAUAAAGACCGUGAAGCCAUGGAAAGAAGAUGACAAAAUCUGGGUGUCAUGGAGCCAGACCUUUAAUGUCAACAUGACAAAGGAAUUAUUAAAGAAAAUAAACUUUCACAAAAUCACUUUGAAUCUCUGGGACACCAGGGACAAAGUUUCUAAAAAAGUCAGAUACCACCGGCUGAAGACAGCUGUUUACACGGAAGACCCAGAAUCUUUUGAGGAAGUGAAACUUUUGGUUUUAAGUCAGAAAAGGUUGUCUACAAUUUCCAGUCAUAAGCCCAGCGUUGUCCCUGAGGAGUUGAAAGAAGAGAACCCACCAGGUGACCAAGAAAAGGCAGAAAAACACUUGAAGUCUCCACAAGAGCCUGAAAGCUCUUCUAAGAACAGUGAGGAAUGUGAGAAGUCACUCAAGACGGAAGACCCCUCUGGAUCUCGACGGACCCCGGCAAAAACACCUGUUUCUUUGGCUGGAACAACCAUGAUGGAGAUCAAUGAAAUUAUCGAGAAAGCCUCAUUGAGUAGCUUAACAAACAUGAUAGAAAAACAAAAGUCUCAAAUUAAAGGGAAAGAUUCAGAGGUGAAGAAGAAAAGUCCAAAGAAAGUGAAGAAAUAUCAGACAGAGGAGGAAGCAGACCCGAAGCUGCCAACAGCCGCCACCUGGAAGCCGAGUGUCUUUUCCAUCCAGCUCUCCGUCAUGCCUCUCCUUGCCGGCUGGCAAACGGUCAUCAGCCGUGGCAGCGAGAAGUCUGCCGACAUUUUAGAUUGCUUUUUGACUUUAAAAACUGAAGUUCCUAUCAUGACUGAAGAGCAAAAACAAGACUUGAACCCCUUGACCAUAAAGAUCAGGUGUGCCUCUUGCCUUCCGAUCCAGCCUUUAUCCAUUCAUGACCUGCAGAAGCUGUGCACCCCUGUGUACUGCAGAUACCAGUUCCACAAUACUCCAGUUCAUGAGACCAAGAGGGAGCCCCAUGGGACUCAUGUAUUUUUCCAGGAUAUCAAUGUCAUCUUCCUUGGGGCCAUGCAUCCCAGUGACCUGAGGGAAUACCUGGAAGGGCCCCCUAUGGUGGUUGAAGUCCAUGACAGGGACCGAAAGUCAGAGGAGUACUCCCGGAAGCCUGCCCUGUUUGGAGAGGACCCCGUGGAUUCGUACUUCAACCUCCAAGCUUUCAUCUCUCCCAAAGAUACAGAGAAUAACCCCUUUGAGUCCCAGAACAAGACAUGGGAUCCUUAUGGGGUUGCCCGGGUCAGCUUUGCUGACCUCCUCCUUGGUCAUAAGUUCUUGAACGUGGUUGUCCCCAUCCAUAACUGUGAGCCAAAGUCUGCCAGCCGGAACCAGGAUAGGAGGAACAAAAAGUCUGUAGGGUUCCGGGCCCCCACAGAUGGCCUCCAGCACAGCUCAAUACCUAUGGGCAACUACCUGGAGGCCAACUCUCUACUCAAGCUCCGAGUGGACAUCGCAGUGCCCCUGAGUGCUUGGUUCACUGCGCCUGAGCUCGACCUCAUGGGUACCCAGUUCGGCCGCAUCAUUUUUGUGUUCAACACCAAGAAGCUGGUCCUCCUGCAGGACCUGCUGCAGGACAUCACCAUGAUCAAUGCCAAAGCCUUGGACCUGGACAGUUACCCUGCCCAGGACAUCCAGCAGAUCCUGUCAGCCUUCAGGGUGCGUGUGAGGAUCCAAGAGCGACAGAACCUAGAUGUGCUCACUGGCUUCCACCUGCUGGAUGGAAAGAUCCAUCUUUUUAUUCUAGAAGGCUUGGCAGAACACGGCUUGAGGCGGCUGUGGGACAGUUACCAGAGCAGGGUUACUACCUCUAAUCAAGUGCCAUGCAAGGUGCUCUAUGACUCCAGGUUGCUCUUCCGCAGUCGCCUGUAUGCUGACCUGGAGACCAUUCUGUACCAUGUACACUUGUUCAGGCCUGUGUCGCUGCUCCUGCGGUACCCAGCGCUCUAUGUUCGUGGGGCUGUGCCACGCAUGGCAUUUCAGGCACUGGUCAGGAUCCAUGACAUCUGCCACAACAGCACCAGACUCAAGGAAGUGAUUAUGAGAGACCUGCUGCCUUCCUCCUCCAUGGUUAAAGACCUGAGCCAAGAGUUUGGGAUACCUGUUUCCCAGGAAGAACUCACAAAUGGAAAGCUGUUGGCCACAUUACCCCAGCCCACUCCCAAUGAAGAGAAUGUCCAGCGUCAGGCUUCUACCCUCCCAGGGGACAUCCAGACCCACCAGGAAAAGUACCUGCAGUGGCGGAACAACAUGCUGCUGAAGAACCAAGGCUAUAGGGAUAGCCUUGUUCAGAAAAAUAUCACAGAAGCCUACCAGUUCACCAAAAAGCCCCCGAAGUCAACAGUGAAGACAGUUAGAAUUGCCAUUCCUAAGAACAAAGGUGUCCACAACUACAGUAUCCAGACCCUGAAUUCCACAGAGCUUGCUAAGAAGGAGAUGUUUACAGAGAUGGCCAAAGAGCCAAUGAAGCGAUUCACAUAUUCACAAAAUUACCUCUCAGCUAUGGUGGAUCCUCAGGACCCAAAGGAAGAAGAGAAGAAAGCCCAGAAGAAGUCCCGCCAGGCCUGGCUCACACCUGGUGGGUUCCAAGUGUGGGGUCUUCAGAGCGCCACUGGAAGCUGCCAGCAGGAUCUGAGACUUUCAUCCAUCAAAGAGACGAAUGAGGAAUGGCAGGAAAGUGCACUGUUUGCCAACGUGCUGAAGCCUGUGUUGGAUCGGGAUAGGUGGAGCUGGAGCCAGCGACACCAGGACUUUGAUCUGUAUAAGAAGCCACCACUUUACCUUCAGGUGGCCCCUCUUCCAGCUAAAAAGCCUGCAGCUGGUAGGAGAAAGAAGGCAAGCAUCCAGUCUCCUGAACGGCACAGACAGAGUCAAGUCACAACAAACAUACCUAGUUCCCAGGACAGUCUCUCUGUGCAUGAAGAUUUACUGUCUCUCAAUGACCAGCACCAGAUACUAGGGACCCCGUCUCACCUCGAUCCUACUUCCGGUGAAUCUUCAGUGGGACCACAUCACGGGAGUUCCUCCUUUCCCAGCCGCUGGCUUCAUUAACGUUUGGAUGAUGGAGGGGCUUAGCCCAGUCAUCGUGACCCUGUUGCAAAUGCACUCUGGUUCCAAGAGCAGGCUGUUCAGUGUGUCUGGCCUGUUUUUGUUUUAUUUAUUUUUUAAUAUGGGGGCACGUGGAGCUCACCUGGUGAUCAUGAUUCCAGAGCCCAGAGUGGAUGGAGCAGCUGGCAUGUGAUAGCAUGGUCUUCGUGCCUUACAGGUGGAUAAGGAUGCUGGUCACCCACUUCAACACAGUGAUCUGGAGCAAAUGCUCAGAGUGGACACCUGCCACUGCCCAUGGCCCUCCUAGAACUACUCCUUUGCUCUUUCAGUCGUCCUUUGCUCUUCAGCAACUUGGGACCAAUGGCUCCUUUCCCUUGGUGUUAUGGGAGUCUGGUGUCAGUUGCCUCGUGUUCCCCCUUCGUUAUGUGGCAGUUGUCAAGGCAAGGCCAAAACCCAGAAAUUGUCUAUAAUUCAAGGCCAACACUCAGCGAGCUCAACCCCACCUUCAGCAACAAGAGCCCCAUAGAGCAGCCCCCUGCAUCCAGCCCUUGGGGUGACUCCUCUUUAUUAUAGGGAGCUUUCCUCUACCAGGAAGGUGCCCAGGAGAAGUCUAUAGAAGCUCAACUUGCAGGGCUCCCAUGCAGGUACUAUAGGCCAACAGCCCCAGCUCACAGUGAUCAAAGUUUCUAUUCUAGACAUGGCCGCAGAGGUGGAAACUAGGCACAAAAUAAUCCCAUGGCUGUUGGUUUGUAGGUGCUGUGGGUGGUGUGUCCCAGGUAGGCAGGCAAGCCCUACUUAUCUUCCAAAAUGGAAUAUCACCUUCUCAACAGUUUGGCAAAAUUAAUACACCUCCAGUUCCAUCUUGCCCGCAUUGUCCUUAUAGGGCAAAAAAACAGUUACUUAGUACCUCUCCCAACACACCCUACUUGACUCACUUGACACAGCUGGUGGCCCCAGGUAGACAGGGCAGAGAUGGAGUAGCACAUUGAAAUGCCCUCCCACUGACCCUAGAAAAGCCUAGGGGCUGGUCAUAUCCCUCUGGAGUAGAAAUACCAGAAGGAAAUCCAAAUGUGGAAGGCACAUGUGCUGUGCCUACUCACCCCAAGAUUGAAGUAUACAAACAAGACUGCCUCUACUCCCAGGUCUGUAAUUCAGCCUAGCAAGUCCCAAAGCCUCCAGGCAGUGGUUUCUGUGGUCACUUUGCCUCCUUUAAUCUCACUACAGGAUGUCCACAGUGCUGUGACUUAAGGCCUGGCAGCAUGGAGCUCUGUCUUCUCCUGUGGCUGUGCAUGUGGGUUGCUUGCGUAUAGCAUGGUUCUCUCGGCCUAUCAGGGAACAGCCAGCCAUAUGGAAUACAUGAGGCGUAUCUGGGACCAAAAGCAGGUGAUGAGGCCUUCCACUGGGGAAACAGCCUUGGGACAAAUCAAGAGCAUGAGGACGCCUGUCAUUCUACAGUAGCUGUGCAGCUCAGCCCUCUCCCUGUUUAAGAGUCUGACUGCUGCAUGCUCCAUGACAACUGUUGAAUCAGCCCAUCCUGUUUCUAGUCCCUGCUCCCAAUAGGAGUGCCCUAAACCAAGUCAUUUUCAUGCAUAAAACCUCCUAUGGUUUCCAAAAGUCCUGUGUCAUUCAAGCCCUUCUACAGUCUGGUUCUUUUCCUAACUGCCUCAUUCACUUUUUGUGUCCCUGUUCUUACCCUGUUCUAAUAAAUGAGCCAGUCCACAAGAAGGA